Spirodela intermedia is the source of this 3105-nucleotide messenger RNA. Lineage: Eukaryota; Viridiplantae; Streptophyta; Magnoliopsida; Alismatales; Araceae. The record is from the annotation of a GenBank genome assembly.
AUGGCGGUGGGAGGCGGAGAGGCGGCGGCCGCACCGGUCAGCAGGAAACUGACGGUGGAGGUCUGCAACGCGAGGAAUCUGAUGCCCAAGGACGGGCAGGGCACGGCCAGCUCCUACGCCAUCGUGGACUUCGACGGGCAGCGCCGGCGGACGAAGACUCGGCCUCGCGACCUCAACCCGCAGUGGGAUGAGCGACUGGAGUUCCUGGUCCUCGAACCGGGCGCCAUGGCCUCGGAGACUCUGGAGGUGAACGUCUACCACGACGACAAGAACAAGGGCGGCGGCGGCGGCGGGCAGCGGCGGGGGACCUUCCUCGGCAGGGUCAGAAUCUCCGGCUCCGUCUUCCCCAAGGCCGGCGCUGAGUCGCUGGUCUACUACCCGCUGGAGAAGCGCAGCGUCUUCUCGCAGAUCAAGGGCGAGAUCGGCCUCAAGAUCUGCUACGAGGACGAGCCCGCCAAGGCGGCUGAGCCGCCGGCGGCAGGCGCCGCCGCUAGUCCGGCGGACGAGAAGUCGGAGGAGGAGGAGAAGAAGAAGAAGCCGGAAGGAAACGACGGGAAGGAACCGGAGGGCAAACAGGCGGAGGUGAAGAAGCAGGAGACGCGGAGUGAGGAGGAGAAGAAGAAGACGUCUUCUGACCCGGAGGAGAAGAAGGAAAAAGCGGAGGAGGCAGAUAAGGAGAAGGUGCAGUCGAAGCCGCAGGCGGCGGCGAAAGUGGAGGAGAAGGUGGCGGCAGCGGUGGCGGCGGAGCCAUCACCCAAGGAGAAGAAGCAGCUCCAGCUGGAUCCCACUCUAGCUGUGUCCUCGCCGGCGAAGUUCAACCCAUCCCGUGGCGGCGGCGGCGGCGGCGGCGGCACCGCCGCUGCCAAGGGCGGCGAGCUGGGUCGCUCCGUGACUGCGACCUCCUACGACCUGGUCGACCGGGUUCCGUACCUCUUCGUCCGCCUGCUCAGGGCGAAGCACUCCGCCGGCGGCGACCGUCAGCUCUACGGCAAGGUCUCCAUUGGAACCCACAGCGUCCGCACGCGGCCGGCGGCGGAAGGCGAGUGGGACCAGGUGUUCGCCUUCCACAAGGGCAGCCUCAACUCCACCGCCCUCGACGUCUCCGUCUGGGCGGACAAGAAGAAGGAUGACGCCGCCGCCAGCGAGACCACUACCGCUUGCCUCGGCGUCGUCUCCUUCGACCUCCACGAGAUCCCCAAGCGCGCCCCCCCGGACAGCCCUCUCGCCCCGCAGUGGUACAGCCUCGAGCUCGGCGGCGGCCAUGGCGGCGCCGCCGGCAACGACGUGAUGCUGGCGGCGUGGAUCGGCACUCAGGCCGACGAGGCCUUCCGUGAGGCGUGGCAGUCUGACUCUGGUGGCUGCCUGGCCCACACCCGCUCUAAGGCCUACCUCUCCCCCAAGCUCUGGUACCUCCGUCUCACCGUCAUCCAGGCCCAGGACCUCCGCGACCACCGGAAGGAGCUGUACGUGAAGGGGCAGCUCGGCACGCAGGUGUUCAGGACGGCGAAGAUGCUGUCGUCCUCCGGCAGCUCCGCGGGGCCGUCCUGGCACGAGGACCUGCUCUUCGUGGCGGCGGAGCCCUUCGAGCCCUUCCUGCUGGUCGCCGUCGAAGAGGCGGCGUCAGGGCAGCCGGUGGGUCAGGCCAAGGUGCACCUCUCCGGUGUGCACCGCCGCUCCGACGACCGCUCCGAGCCGCCGUCGCAAUGGCUCAACCUCGCCGCCGGCGAUCCCUCCGGCUACGCCGGCCGGAUCCACGUCAAGGUCUGCCUGGAGGGCGGCUACCACGUCCUCGACGAGGCCGCCCACGCCACCAGCGACGUCCGCGCGACGGCCUCCAAGCAGUCCUCGCGGCCGCCGCUGGGCAUGCUGGAGGUGGGCGUCCGCGGCGCCGCCAACCUCCUACCCAUAAAGAAGCCCCCUCCUCCCAAGGACGCUGCCGCCGGUGCCGCCUGCGGCUCCACCGACGCCUUCGUGGUGCUCAAGUACGGGCAGAAGUGGGUCCGCACGCGCACCAUCACCGACCAGUUCAAUCCUCGCUGGAGCGAGCAGUACGUCUGGGACGUGUUCGACCCCUGCACCGUCCUCACCGUUGCCGUCUUCGACAACGGUAACGGCAAGGACACGCCUAUCGGCAAGGUACGCAUCCGGCUGUCGACGCUGGACGCGAACCAGGUCUAUGUGCGGACCUACCCGCUGACCGCCGUCCUCCCCGGCGUGGGGGCCAAGAAGAUGGGGGAGCUGGAGCUAGCAAUCCGCUUCACCUGCUUCUCCUGGGUGGGGCUGAUCCAGGCCUACGGCACCCCGAUGCUGCCGCGGAUGCACUACGUCCGCCCACUGGGGCCGGCACAGCAGGACCUCCUUCGGCACGCCGCCGUGCGCGCGGUGGCGACACGGUUGGCGCGGUCGGAGCCGCCGCUCGGCGCGGAGGUGGUGCACUACAUGCUCGACGACGGCGCGCAGGCGUGGAGCAUGCGGCGGAGCAAGGCCAACUGGCUCCGAAUCGUCGCGUGUCUCUCCUGGGCAGCCACCGCGGCGCGGUGGCUCUACGCCGUGCGGAUGUGGAGCCACCCGACGACCACGGUGCUCGUCCACCUGCUCAUGGCGGCGGUGGUGCUCUGCCCAGGGCUGCUCCUCCCGACGGCCCUCGUGUACCUGUUCCUGUACGUGCUCUGGAGGUACCGCCGCCGGCCGGCAGGGCCGGCGGCGGGGGCGGACCCCCGGCUGUCGUGUAUUGACGCGGUGGGGGCAGACGAGCUCGACGAGGAGCUCGACGGCAUGCCGACGGGACGGCCGGAGCAGCAGGUGAGGGCGAGGUACGACCGACUGAGGACGCUCGCGGGGAGGGCGCAGGCGUUGCUGGGGGACGUCGCCGCGCAGGGGGAGCGCGUGGAGGCGCUGGUGGGCUGGCGGGACCCGCGCGCGACGGCGCUGUUCGCCGGCGCGUGCCUGCUGGCCGCGGUGGUCUUCUACGCCGUGCCAUUCCGCGUGCUAGUCCUCACCGGAGGAUGCUACUACCUCCGCCACCCCAGGUUCAGGGACGAGCUCCCGUCGCCGGCGAUCACCUUCUUCCGGCGGCUGCCCUCUCUCUCCGACCAGAUCCUCUAG